Geosmithia morbida is the source of this 882-nucleotide messenger RNA. RefSeq names its product dihydroorotate dehydrogenase (fumarate). Lineage: Eukaryota; Fungi; Ascomycota; Sordariomycetes; Hypocreales; Bionectriaceae. Bases 1 to 882 code for a protein of 293 amino acids. Gene Ontology annotation, biological process: 'de novo' pyrimidine nucleobase biosynthetic process; UMP biosynthetic process. The record is from RefSeq and is a predicted model, not a curated record. Gene Ontology annotation, molecular function: dihydroorotate dehydrogenase activity. Gene Ontology annotation, cellular component: cytoplasm. The transcript has a single exon.
AUGGCCGGCUUCAACCACCAGCCACUGCGCCACCGCUUCGUCCUAUUCGACCCGUCAUCCACCCAACCCGGCAAAACGGGCACUCACUCCCUUCCCGAGGUGGACGACGGCCACCCCAGACCAAGCGUAUCGGAUGAGACACCCCAGUUCUCCGCAUCUCUGAAUAACCUAGGAUACAGCCCUGUCCCGUUGACUGAAUACCUUGACAUGCUGCGUGCGCUGGGCGCCUCGUUCCCCGGGACCGGGAAACCCGUCAUCUUGUCCGUCACGGGCACCAGCGAGGAGGCAGUGCGAUGCUACGAGACCGUCGUCUCGGAAAGGGACACAAUCUCCUUCCCCCUCGCUGUAGAGAUCAACCUCAGCUGCCCCAACAUCCCCGGCGCACCGCCGGUUGCCUACGACGCCGCCGCCCUGACGACAUACCUACGUGCUCUACCCGUCGAGCCCGUCGUGCCGGUGGGUAUCAAGACGCCUCCGUAUACUCACACGGGGCAGUAUGACGCUCUCUUCGAGGCUCUGAUGGGUGCGGAUGCCGCGAGAAGACUCAGCUUCAUCACCUCGACCAACACACUCGGUUCGUGCCUUGUCCUGGACCCAGAGCUGUCAUCACCGGCUCUGCCCUCCGGCGGGAUCGGAGGCAUGGCUGGCCCGCCGCUGCACCCACUCUCACUAGGGAAUGUGGCUACCAUACGGGCCAUGCUUGAUAAGCACGCGGACCUCGCACAUUUGACCAUAAUUGGUGUGGGCGGUGUCAGCGACGGCCAUACAUAUCGUAAUAUGCGCUCUGUCGGGGCUACGGCCGUCGCUCUAGCUACAGGCCUUGGCAGACACGGGACUGCCAUCUUUUCCAGCAUCGAGAAGGAUAUUGGGUCAAAGUGGUAG